This is a messenger RNA of Scophthalmus maximus (turbot), 1003 nucleotides long. Its product is annotated as methyltransferase-like 26 B. NCBI's taxonomy places the organism in Eukaryota, Metazoa, Chordata, Actinopteri, Pleuronectiformes, Scophthalmidae. The record is from RefSeq and is a predicted model, not a curated record. The coding region runs from base 294 to 911 and encodes 205 amino acids. The transcript has 8 exons.
AUGGUUCCUGCGGGACAAACGUUCCACGUUCUCAUUUCACCAACAAAUCUAAUGAGGAGGACUAAAUGUGUCAUGAAACCACGAGCAGCUGUAACUCGGUCGUGGCCUGGAAGCCGGAGCCUCAAACACCGGGUGAAUGUAGAUCUAUCACUGGGGAGGAGCACACACAGAGAAUCCUCUUAACCAGGUAAUCUCUGCAACCAUCUGCUGUUACGGUCAUCCCCCACAUCCAGCCUCCGCCGUUGUCUUGCCAAUUCCCAACUAACUUCUGUCACCCAGCACAAGUGAAGACCAUGCUGCUGUCUACACAGGCAGAGCGGAACUGGGAGGGUCUGUGUUCGGUGCUUGAAGAUGUGUUGGAGGACCAGUCCCACAGGCAGCUGUUCGCCUUGGAGCUGGGCUCUGGAACUGGGCAGCAUGUAAUACGAUUUGCCCAGAAGAUGACAUUUGUCACCUGGCAGCCAUCAGACAUCAAAGAGGAGUCUCGGGACAGUAUCAAGGCAUACAUUGCUGCAACCCACGCAAAGACAAUUCUUCAACCUGUCCACCUGGAUGCCAGCGAGCCGUGGGAGAAAUGGGGAGGCAUUCAGCGCAACUCCUGUGAUGUUAUUGUCGCCAUUAACUUACUGCAAUACAGUUCCUUCAAAACAGCACAGGGUGUUUUCAACGGAGCAGGUCAGAUCCUCAGACAAAAUGGCCUUCUGAUAACAUAUGGGGUGUAUGCCAUUAAUGGCACCAUUACACCAAGUUGUAACGAACACCUGGACGCAGAGCUUCGACAAAUGAAUCCAGAGUGGGGUCUUCCAGACAUCGACGUACUGAGACAGCUGGCCUAUGGGAACGGGAUGCGAAUGGAGAGGAUGAUUGAGAUGGAAGAAUACUACAAAUGCCUCAUCUUCAGGAAACUUUGAAGAAAAAGAAUAAAGCCAAACAGCACAAAAGAGAUUUUAAAAUGUUAUUUGUUUAUAUGGAACACUGUGUUUACAUGAAUAAAGGUUGUCAU